AUGUCCACCGUCUCCGCCAACUCGGCCUCUCCCCCAUCCAAGGCCGCCGGCCAGAACCACACGCGGACCUACCAAGCAUGCAUACCAUGUCGCCGCCGCAAGGUGCGCUGCGAUAUGGGCCCCGUCGACAGUCCCCACGACCCGCCCUGUGUACGGUGCCGCCGUGAGAGCAAAGAGUGCUUCUUCUCCGCGACUCGUCGCAAGCGCAAACCCCAGGACAGCGGCGAGGGCUUCGAGGACGACGGCGAGCUGUCCGACUACGAGAUCCGCAAUGGCCGGAAGCGCCUGAAGUCGCUGCCAUCCGAGGGCCCGAGUCGCCCAGACGCCCUCAACACCAGCCGCUCGACCUCCUACACCUCCAACCAGCCCCAGCCUCCCCUCACGCCCGGCGGCUCUGUCGCGCGCUACGAACCUCUCCGGCGACCGGGCACGAAUACGCAACAAACCCCGCCGAACCCACCGAACGACGAGGAGGAUCAGAAGCUGAACAAUGCGACGGCCGCGAUACUGUCGAGCAAGGAGGUGUACAGCGGACACGAUGCCCUGAAUCUGCUCUUUGAAGCUGCAGGGCGCAAUGGCGAUAUCGAGCAGCAUCACCGGACCGGCAGCUCAGGAAGCCAUGCGCGCCCGAUGCUAGGCAUGGCCAAUACGCCAGGCUCGCAGAACAGCUAUCCGAGUCCACAAGCCAAUACGCUGCCCAGCCUGAGGGGGGGAAUAGGUGGGAACAUGAGGAAUAUGGCAGAAGCGGCUGUAGAUCCGGCCAUUCAGAUGAGCACGGGCGACCAGAUCCCCACGACCGACGCGACAUACGCCGAUGCUGUCAGAGCCUGGGGACGCUUCCGUUUCGUGCGUGCUGGGUGGCUCACAGCUAAGGAGGCGAUUGCCUAUAUCGACUACUUCUACACCUACCUCUCGCCCCUCACGCCUAUUGUGGUGCCCGACUACCGCGAUCAUAGCCUACAUGCCAAGCUGCUCAAAGACGAGCCCCUCCUGACCGUCACUCUACUCACCAUUGCCUCUCGAUUUGCGCCCCUCGUGGGCCCCGGCGCCAGUUCGCGACCCUAUGCGAUUCACGAGAAGCUUUGGGCUUACUUGCAGGGAAUGGUGGAUCGGUUGAUAUGGGGUCAGGAACAAUUCGGAGGUGGAUUUUGCGGAGCCGGACAGCAGGCUGGAGCCGAUGUUAACCCGCUUUCCCGGAAAGGCCUCAGGACUCUUGGGACAGUAGAGAGCUUGAUGUUGCUGACCGAAUGGCAUCCGCGAGCUCUGCAUUAUCCUCCCGGCGAUGACGAUGACGAGCUCCUCGUCCCCGAGCCCAGCGACGGGAGCAAUAUCUCCCUGGAUCUGUUCAAAGGAGGUCCUGGUGGACAACGGAUCGACAGCUGGCUGGAACCAUGCUGGCGAAGUGACAGGAUGUGCUGGAUGUUGCUAGGGAAUGCCGUGGCUCUGGCCGUUGAAAUUGGAGUGUUUGACGAGAAGAGCGAGGCCGAGUUUCGAGAGGAUAACGAGAGCCUCCCGCACCAGAUAGUGAAGGCAUACUAUCGCCGUCGAAACCACCUCAAGGACCUCCUCAAUAUCUACCUCAGCCAGACUAGCGGCCGUCUCGGUCUUACUUCCAUGGUCGGUCUCACCUCAAUGCUUCCAAAGGUACAGCGUGACCUCCAGCCCUCCGACAAGCGCGCAAGCGAUAAGUUCACGGAGCGUAUGGCCGAUAUCAAGCGUCAGACGCAGUGGAUGGCCAUUGGUAAUCCUGGCCAGCGCGGACCUUUCGAGACGGUCCAGACGCAGGCCCGCCAUGCCAUUCAAGACUUGGUGCUGAAUUUCUGGGACGAGAUUGCCAAAAUCAUGGAGUUGGGAAACCUAGAGUUGUUUGCAAGUCGGAAGUCUACGCGGACGGUUAUAGCCUCUGGCGAGUAUCAGCAGAAGUUGCAGUCAUUCCAAGACCCGUUGAAGACCUGGAAGGCGGAUUUCGAUAGGUCCAAAGAUUUACCAACUCAACUUCGACACAUCUUGAUGAUCGAAUACGACUACACCCGCGUCUACAUCAACUCGCUCGCACUCCAAGCCGUCUUAGAGCGCGUAAAGCAAGACACAGCGCCACCCGAUCAGCUCCACCCCGGGUCUUUCGCCUCUAAGCAGCCCAACUCUUCCUCAUCAUCGAACGCUGGCCUCGGCGCCAAUCCGCACUCUAUGGGAACGAAAUGGUACGGCAACGACCGCUACUAUGUUAGCGAAGUCAGUGAUGGCUGUCGCUCCCUGCUUCGAACCGUCGUAGAAGGUCUCUACCCAGGAGACUAUCUCAAGCACGCCCCAGUCCGAACUUUUUUCCGCAUCAUCAGCGUUGCCAUCAUCCUGCUCAAGACAUUUGCCCUUGGUGCCCCAGAAGACGACGUAGCCCUCUCCCUCGGCCUUCUCAGCCGCGCUAUCGAGGCCCUACGGAGCAGUAUCGUUGACGACGUCCACGUCGGCAACCGCUUCGCUGAUCUCCUCGACACCCUCACCCGCCGCACCCGCGCCCGCUUCGUGCGAAUGACCACCACGGGUGGCUCCACGGGGAUCUCCCGCGCUGGAUCACACGAACCACCAGGCACGACGGGGAUACAGACUCCAAUGAUGCCGCCGCCGACAGGUCCGCUGGGUGCCGGAGGUGCACAAUGGGGUGCUGGUGCAUCCGGGUCUGGCUUCGGCCUCUCCAACCCUACCUCCCCUAGCCUCUCGAACCGCAACACCAACACGCCUAUACUGCAUGGCCAGAACCAGAACCAAAACCACGCCCAGAACCCCCUCUGGGGCAUCUCAACCGAGCCCUACGACCCGUCCAACAACAACAUCAGCAUCAUGCCGCCGCCGUACACGUUCCCUUACAACGCCCAGGGCGGCCACAGCAACCACACCGCCGCGAACUCGAACGAGCACCUCAACUUCGGGAACGGCACGGGCCACGGUUUGGGCGGUGGCGGUGAUGUCAACGGGGGUGGCCAGCAGGACGGGUAUUUCCCGGAUUGGCUGGCGCUGCCGCUCGACCCGCUGCUGAAUACGGCGUGGGGACAAGACGUUAAUCAGACGACGUUUGGGCCGGAUGUGGGGGGUACGGAUUUGCUGGAUUUGCUGCUGAGUAUGGGGGGUGGUGGAGGAUGA
Molecule: messenger RNA, 3135 nt
Organism: Mytilinidion resinicola
Lineage: Eukaryota; Fungi; Ascomycota; Dothideomycetes; Mytilinidiales; Mytilinidiaceae
Exons: 3
Coding region: 1-3135 (1044 amino acids)
Biological process (GO): aromatic amino acid catabolic process; positive regulation of transcription by RNA polymerase II
Cellular component (GO): nucleus
Molecular function (GO): DNA-binding transcription factor activity, RNA polymerase II-specific; zinc ion binding
Source: RefSeq, a predicted model, not a curated record